AAAAAGGUGGCCAGGAGUUCUGUCUGGACAGCAGCCACCAUGGCCCUGAUUGAUGCCUGCAAUGCCAUUCCACUGAGGAAGAAAAUGAUCACAUUUACAACCAAAGAAGCACUAGCUGGAAAAUGGAUUGAAAGGCAGUAAAAAAAGUCAAUGUGCAAGGUCCUGGGGAAAUUUCAUUCCAUAAUUGAUCAGGAAAAAAGCCUUUUCCGCUGCUGUGUUUUGAAUGAGUUUCCAAACUAAAUCUUUGACUGGGAAGCCAUAAGUAGAUUUGCAAAUGGCUGUUGUCUCUUGUGUCCCUCACUAAUGGAAUAGGAGGCACUUUGUGUGUUGAUUUUCAACCUAUUUAAAACAUUUAAAUGUUGAACUUGUGAUGGGAUAUCACCACCACAUCAAAAUACAUGUGUAAUUCCUUCAGGAAGAGAAGAGCACUGUUACGAGUUAGCUGUUAAAAAAACCUCUUCUUCUGUUUUUUUAGCUAACACCUUGAGGCCAAUUUUGAAUUAUAAUAAAUUGACUUUAUUAAUAACUUACUGACAUACAUCUGAACAAGAUUCAUGGUGAUUUCCUUUCUCUAAUAACUAUUGGGAAUUAUGCUUCCAAAUAAAUGGUUUAACAUAUCAUCUCCAAAAUACAAUUGCCAAAAAGAAACCAUAACCAAGUGAUAUUCUUUUAUUGUAGAUCAGUCUCAAUUGUGUCUUUCCAAUGAAACAUUAGCAAAGGAACCAAUUUUACAGACGUUAGAAUGGAAGCCCAAAAUAUGGAACAUUCAGCAAAAGGAAUUCAGAUGGACACUGAGCAACAAUUGGAAACUUCAAAUACAACUGAUCCAAUUAUCGCUCCUGACAGUCCAGACAAAAAGGCUUCUAUCUUUUGCUUUAAGAAAAGGAAAAAGUAUUGUGAGAAGGGAGAAGAGAAGGAUGAGAACCAUGAAUCCAAUUCACUUAGCUUAAGGCCUGCUAACCAGUCUUCUGACAUGGGGCACAAUGAAACAGAGGUUUCAAAUCCAUUUUGGACUUCAGGAGGGGCUUGGCUGGCUUUCAAACGACUAGUGACAUUAAGAAGAAGAUCCAAAUCCUCUCUGAAGAAACAAACACAGGCUUGUUCUCGCGUACAUCUAGAUGUGGACAUAGGAGAUUCUGGCAGGACACGAUUUCCUAAGGACCAUGCGAGUUCUGGUUCUAAAAUUCCCUGCCUAAAACUCUCCCGAAACAAAAAAAGGGCCAGCCACUCUGAAAUAAUAGAACAGCCUGACUGCGAGAAAAAAGGAAAUGAUACAGCAAGCAUCCUGAACAACAAAAGUAAUGAAGAGCCAGAGAUGGUGGCUAUGGAAGUUCCACUUGAUACAAAACUAUCUCCCAGCAGAGGUCUUCAGGAAGAAGAAAGUGACAGUGGAGCCAUGACAAAUACGGAAAAUGCGUCACUCUCCAAUAGAGAGAACGCAUUUCCUGAUCCCAAUUGUUAUAUUGACUGUGGAGUUCCAUCAGAAAUAAUCCAUUCUGAAACAGCACUUGUAACUGAAGAAGAGAAGCAAAUAUUUCAGUUACAUCAUGGAACCCUCUAUGGAAACUUUGAAGAGCUGGAAAAUCAGAAGUUCAGUUUUAAUGUUGAGAUCAGUCCUCCCAUUCCUCAGGACCUGCCUGAAAGUGAACAACAACUUAUAGGAAGAGAGGGAACCAAAGAGACCAAGUCACAGCCAUUUGGGGCAGGCAUUGAUGUUGUGGCCAAAAGUGAGGAUGCUGCUGCGAAGGAAGGUCAUUCCAUUGAAGUGAUGUUGCAUUGCAGCCCAUCCGUAAUGGAAGACGAGGCUUCAGACAUACCGGUUUGUUUUGAUGAGGAAGAGAAAAAUGAAGUAAACCAGUUUACCAUUCCUGGGGCCGGCAUUGUAAUCAUGAUCACUGAAGCUGAAGAUGAUCAGGAUGAGGAAGAAGAAUCAGCCCCUACCUGUGAAAUGUUUGCAUUUCCCCAAGCCAUCAAGCAAAAAGGGAAGAAAAAAACUAGCAAAAACAAAGCUUCUACUGCAGGGUGCAACUACGCAAAGGAAGACCAGGCAUGCUCCCAGGUCCCAUCUUCCUUUGGCACCAACAGCCAGGAACACUGGACUUCAGAGCAAUAUGAAAUGCUGUUGAUUGAAACAGCUGCCUCGCUUGUGAAGACAGCCAUUCAGUCAUCUGUUGAGCAGCUUGUCAAUGAAAUGGCUUUGGAGCAAAAUAAACAAAACAGUGUUUUAUGAUCACAGGAGCCUCUUUGUAAAUUAGAGGCGGGCCUGCUACUGUAUCAGGCAAAUGGAAGCAUUUGAACAAAUUGGCUUGUGCUAGGAAACAAAGUACCAUUUGGAUUUUCUUUGCCCAUUGCCAGCACUGCUUGAUCCAUCCUUAAUGACCAGUUCAGUAUUAAUGCUGCGAGGAAAUGUGCCAGAUGUUCUGAAGUAUUUAAACUUAGCAUGAGAGAUUAGGGAGGGUCUUAAUUCCUUGAGAUAUUUGCAAUAUCUGUGAUUAACUUAAUUUUGCAUGUUGGUAUAAUGGAUGUAUAUUGUAUAAACAGCUUGUAAAAACAAGGUGGGGAGGGUCUUUUGCUGCAUGGUGACAUGUCUUAAUGGUUUACUCUCUAUAGUAGAUCUAGGAAAGACGCCCAUUCUCUCCCUUUCCUUUCUUCUCAAUUUAUUUAUUUCAUUUGCAAAUACCAAGUUAUUCAAGUAUUAUUGUCAAUGAUUGAGCAGGUUUUUUUUUUAACCCACUGCCUUUCGGAUAAGUUUGGCCUUUCUUAAUUUUUAGCUGAAAUUACAGGAACUGGUGUUCCACAUCUGGAGGUGAGUAAGUUGGAGAAAUCUGGCUCAGGGUAGGAGAAACUCAAUUUAUUAAACAAAUGGAUCUAAAUCAGGGGUCCCCAAACUUGGCAGCUUUAAGACUUGUGGACUUCAACUCCCAGAAUUCUCCAGCCAGCAUAGCUGGUUGGAAUUCUGGGAGUUGGUUGGAAUUCAGGGAGUUGAAGUCCACAAGUCUUAAAGCUGCCAAGUUUGAAGACCUCUGCUCUAAAUCAAGCUGUUAAUGGUUCCCCAAAAAGAGCUGAGGAAAGAAAAAGGAAUUGGUGACACCCCCAUCCAAAACAGAAAUUAGAUUGAGCAACAGUACCCAAAAAGCAUAUUUUUUCACAUAGUAGAUGACUUCAAUGUUUCUGAAGUCCUACCGAUCACUUUAUCAAAGAAUCUCAGCCCCAUCAAGAGAGAAGCAAACAUUUCUUCAGAGAAAUUGACAAUUGACUAUUCAGAGACAUUGGUUAUGGUAAGUUUUAAAGACAUAAAAGAUACUACUGCCCACAAUGAUUUUAUUAGUAUAAUUUUACAAUAAUGACAAAAAGUUUAAUUGUUGCCACUAAAAGUGUUUUCCACUGACCACAAAUUCUGAAACACUUUUAAUUCAAAUAAUAAGAGCUCAUUGGGGCUGAAACAGUGGGUUUAUAUUGCAGUGUGAAUUACCUUUCCCCGAAAUUCAAUCUAAAUAAGACAGAAGGAGAGAGGGAGAGGGUGGGGCAGAAGAGAGAACAAGCCUAAAUCUUUCAGAGGCCGCUCUAAUUCCAGACCCUGGGGAACAUUCUGUUGAGUUCUUCAAUUCCCUUUGCUUCAGGACAGUCAACUGAGAGCUGGCUGCUCUGGCCUCCUUUACUCUGUCUCUCACGAGAUCCUUCCCAAAUUGGGUCAGUGAGUCUCUUCCCAUCUACCCAUGUUGGAGAAACUCAGGACUACAAAAGCCUUAAAAUAGUUCUUGCCCUAGUUCCAUGUAAGGAUGGAAGAUGGAUAGAGUGAUGGAAGAAGGCAAGUGAUUUGUUCAGAGCUCUAGUAAAGGACUGCUUUCCCCGCUUAAGGUUGUACACAUUUUGAAAUAAUUUGAAAGUCUUUGAGAUCUUAUAAAAGCACCACAUCUCUGUGAUCCAGUAAAGCAGCCCGUUUUUUUGAUCUUCUUCACCAACUUGAAGAAGGAAACAAUCCUUUAGUUAAUGGAAUGAAUAUUACAAUUCUUUAAGCAGAUACAUUUUUUUCAGACUUGCAUGACAGCCUUAAGAGACAUACAUGCCUUUUUGACUAGUAAAGAUUGGUAUCCUUGCAUGAGGUCUGAAGUAUUUCUCUGAAUGGUAAAGAAUGAAGAGCAAAGAAGUUAAGUGAAUAAAAGGGUAGUAGAGAAAGAAGAAGGGAUUCUGGUGCUUUUUUUGGUUCUAAUCUUCAUUUUUCUUCCAUUUACAACUGAGGCACUUCAACCUCUCUGAAACAAGCUGAGAAUUUAUAAAGAAAACAUCAAGGAACCAUUUUAGCAAAAAUCCACUCUAGUUUACUAAAUUCAAGGGUUUUGUAUCCUCUGGUGUGCAUUGGGAGAUAUUUGGAGUAUACUGAAUUAAAUAGGUUGUUUUCAGAAACUUAAUUCCCACUUUAUCAUGCAAAGAAAACUCAGUGCAGCCAAAUUCCAUGAAUAUAAAUUAAGAAAUAUCAGGCCAUGUUUAUAAAUUGCAAUGAAUGAAAAAACAGAGAAGUAUGAAAGUUGUCAACAAUAAAAUAUGGUAAAAGCAAAAGCAAAGCAAAACUCCAAAACUUUCUAAGCAAAAUUACAGAAGUAGGGAAGGCCACUAGAUGUUGAUCCUCCAAAUUCUCCAAAUCAUCCAAGAAAUUCUAUCUAUGUGGUUAUUAAGAAUUGACACUGACUUGACAGCAUUUAAUCAAUCAAUAAAAGCUUUUUAGAACAGUCAGUUAAUUCUUUAUCAGGUACUGGAAGACUUUCAAGGAAGGAACUUGGUGACAUUCCAUGACAGAUAUUUCAUAGGAUUUCCAUCAUUUCCACAUCAACAUACUUUGUAAAAGUACCUGUUUGCAAUUGUUUUUUUAAUACAAGUCUUAAAAAUAAAAAGUAUCUAGAUCA
This is a messenger RNA of Pantherophis guttatus, 4901 nucleotides long. RefSeq names its product A-kinase anchoring protein 5 (gene AKAP5). Gene Ontology annotation, cellular component: plasma membrane; excitatory synapse; postsynaptic density. Gene Ontology annotation, molecular function: glutamate receptor binding; calmodulin binding; adenylate cyclase binding. Gene Ontology annotation, biological process: positive regulation of adenylate cyclase activity. Lineage: Eukaryota; Metazoa; Chordata; Lepidosauria; Squamata; Colubridae. The record is from RefSeq and is a predicted model, not a curated record.